Electrophorus electricus (electric eel) is the source of this 1663-nucleotide messenger RNA. RefSeq names its product fibrillarin rRNA 2'-O-methyltransferase (gene fbl). The record is from RefSeq and is a predicted model, not a curated record. Gene Ontology annotation, biological process: rRNA methylation; box C/D sno(s)RNA 3'-end processing. Gene Ontology annotation, molecular function: RNA binding; rRNA methyltransferase activity; histone H2AQ104 methyltransferase activity. NCBI's taxonomy places the organism in Eukaryota, Metazoa, Chordata, Actinopteri, Gymnotiformes, Gymnotidae. Gene Ontology annotation, cellular component: nucleolus; small-subunit processome; box C/D methylation guide snoRNP complex.
UUCUCCCACAUGUGGCUGCAAGUGAACUAGUGCAGCGUCGGUUAUUGGAGCUGCGAGUUCGUGCAAAUAAAUAUCUGUAAUACUUUUUUUGUUUUCAUUCGGAUUUAACAUGAAGCCUGGUUUCAGCCCGCGAGGUGGCGGCGGUGGUCGUGGAGGCUUUGGCGGCUGGGGUCGUGGUGGCGAUAGAGGUGGAAGAGGAGGAUUCCGUGGAGGCAGAGGUGGAGGUUUCAAGUCCCCAGGAGGGGAUGGUGGGUUCAGGGGCCGUGGCGGUGGCAGAGGGACACCCAGAGGCCGAGGAGGCAGAGGUGGAGGACGAGGGGGGUUUAGAGGAGGCAAAAAAGUGACGGUGGAACCUCACAGGCAUGAAGGUGUGUUUAUUUGCCGGGGUAAAGAGGAUGCCCUAGUGACAAAGAAUAUGGUGAUUGGAGAGUCAGUCUAUGGGGAGAAGAGAAUAAGUGUUGAGGAAGGGGAAUCGAAGACUGAGUACAGAGCAUGGAACCCUUUCCGCUCGAAGCUGGCAGCUGCCAUCUUGGGUGGUGUAGAUCAGAUCCACAUCAAGCCUGGAGCUAAAGUCAUGUACCUGGGGGCUGCAUCUGGGACAACAGUGUCUCACGUGUCUGACAUCGUCGGCCCAGAGGGCUUGGUAUACGCUGUGGAGUUUUCGCACCGAUCAGGAAGAGAUUUGCUGAAUGUGGCCAAGAAGCGCACAAAUAUAAUUCCAAUUAUUGAAGAUGCCAGGCAUCCACACAAGUAUCGUAUGCUGGUUGGUAUGGUUGAUGUCAUUUUUGCUGACGUCGCUCAGCCCGACCAGACGAGAAUCGUUGCCAUCAAUGCACACAACUUUCUUAAAAACGGUGGACAUUUUGUCAUUUCAAUCAAGGCAAAUUGCAUUGACUCUACGGCAGCACCAGAGGCUGUGUUUGCAUCUGAAGUUAAGAAGAUGAGUGCAGAGAACAUGAAGCCCCAGGAGCAGCUGACCCUGGAACCGUACGAGAGGGACCACGCUGUCGUCGUAGGAGUCUACAGGCCACCUCCCAAACAGAAGAAAUAGACUGCAUUUUUUAGGGGACUAUUUUGGUGCAUUUCUCUGACUGCGACUACUCCAGUUUUGGCCAACGGGGAGCAUAUGGAUACAUGUUGAAGGUUUUCAACCCCUUUUACCUGUCAUGUUUUAUGUUUUUUAGAUUGUUUGGGUUUUUUGGGGGGGGUUGUUGUUGUUCCCACUGGAAGCAUAGAAGUUCCCAUUGUAUUUUCAACCCCACCGCACACAUCAGUACUUCACUACAGUUAUUUGCUUGUGCUGAAGUACUUUUCCUGCUCCUUUUCAGUAAGGUAAUGCCACUUGACGCUUUCUUCACCAUUCUUCUUAGUGGUGUAAUUCUAAACAAAGAUGCUUGAAUAUGAUGCUUUCUGGUUUAGUAACUCAACCAGAAUUUUCUCUCAAAUCUUUGAUGUAAUUUAUCAAGAGGUGAACAUUGGUUUUGUGAACUGUUCAUUUGCCGUUUGCUUUCUUUAACAUCCAGAAUUACCUUUUUUUUUUUUUUUUCUAAAGUGAUGUUUUUGUUAGUCCCCAUUAGUUGUCUGUCAUCCUGGCAAAAUGGUAAUAUGACUGUAGACUGACAAUUGUAUGUUGGUCUUUUUUAUUAAAUGAACUCAAAACACA